AUGCCAUACGGUGCCCUCCCGCCGGCCCCGCCCACUUCUGCUGAAAUUGGAGGGAAAUCCGAAAAUCCGAGCGUUCUUGUGGCGGCUAGUAACGAUGCAUCCCCGUCCCAAUCCGGCGCCUCCUCCUAUCAGGUCCUCGACGCCGAGCUGCAACGCGAACUGAACAGCCUCGAAUUGAACGAUGAGGGCGUGAGAAAGGCGCUUCUCGUCUCGCAACGGCUCCCCGUCCACCCACGCCUCGACGCCAUCAACCAAAAGGGGCGCGAGUUGGAGAAGCCGACUACCGUACUCUCAUCAAGACAUGGAAUAGAACCUACCGUAACCGAGCUGGAGACUGGCGAGUACCUGAUCAGCCACCAGUCGAGCGCGGCAGCGUCCGAUCCACUGUCGAAACACGAAAAGCUGCCCAACACCAGCCAAAAUGCCGACGACAAUACCGUAUCCCAGUUCUUCGACGCCCCGGAGACGGCCACCGACAAGGAGAAGGAGGCCGACGCUGAGGCAGAAGACGAAGAAGAAGCCGAACAUGACCACCAAGUACAGGUCCCGGGCAGCGCGCAGAUGGCCGAGAGUGAGGAGAGGGCUGAGAAGACAGAGUCGGCAACGCUGAAACCGAUCGUUUUCUCGCCGAAGAACGCGAGCGAAAGCUACGGGGCAUUUGCGGUGAGGACGCAUCAACCAGACAAGGACUAUCCACAAGACGAGGACUCCGAAGAAGACCUCGAAAUGACGACUCGCCCCCAAUUCACGCCGUAUUUAACGUAUUACAACCAGAUGUGUGACGGUGAGGUGCUGGGUGCAUCGGGGGACGAAACGAUGGCCACAGCUGCCGAGAAAUGCGCCGAAUUGGGCUGUGAGGCAGCGAAUGCGAGGCCGAUUGGAGGGGGGAGGUAUCAGGUGACAUUCCUUGGUGGUGUCCGGCAGCGUCGCAACCUCAUCGGCUCCUACUGUGUGUCCGGAAAGAAGAUUCCGCUCCGAAGAGAAAUCCGACGACAGAUGAGACACAGACGGGGUCCGUGGCCGGCACGCGCCAAUCUGCGCAUCCGCCGCAUCGCCGUUUUACCG
This is a messenger RNA of Mesorhabditis spiculigera, 1065 nucleotides long. The record is from the annotation of a GenBank genome assembly. NCBI's taxonomy places the organism in Eukaryota, Metazoa, Nematoda, Chromadorea, Rhabditida, Rhabditidae.